Cuculus canorus (common cuckoo) is the source of this 1880-nucleotide messenger RNA. It is a transcript of the gene CREB3L3, whose product is annotated as cAMP responsive element binding protein 3 like 3. The record is from RefSeq and is a predicted model, not a curated record. The transcript is spliced from 11 exons. The coding region runs from base 1 to 1527 and encodes 508 amino acids. Gene Ontology annotation, cellular component: nucleus. Gene Ontology annotation, molecular function: RNA polymerase II cis-regulatory region sequence-specific DNA binding; DNA-binding transcription factor activity, RNA polymerase II-specific. Gene Ontology annotation, biological process: regulation of transcription by RNA polymerase II. NCBI's taxonomy places the organism in Eukaryota, Metazoa, Chordata, Aves, Cuculiformes, Cuculidae.
AUGGCCGGGCCUGCGGGGCCUCGGCGGGGGAGGCGGGCGGGGCCAGAGGGGCGGGGCCAGAACCAAUCGCGGUCGGGGACGCCCCUAAGGGGCGGGGCUAGAGGGCCUGGAAGGGCCAGUGAGGACACCACGGAGGAGGAGGUGGCUGAGCUCAGCAUCCACCCUGCUCCCUGCACCCAGAGGUGGUUGAGAAGAAAGGACGGAUCCGUGGGAGUGGGAUCUCACACAGCCAUGGCCACUGGUGUGGGCAGCCUCGACAGCCUCGACCUGCUGGACCUCCUCUUCGACCAUCAGGACGGGAUCCUGCGUGGUGUUGAGCUGGGGACACCCCCGGGCGCCUGGCACGAGGAUGGGCUCGCCCAGGACAGCGAGGACUUCCUUAGUUCCAUCCUGGGCUCUGGGGACUCAGUGUCGGGCUCGCCUGGGUGGUCCCCGGCCACCAGCGACAGCGGGGUCUCUGAGGACCCCCCCUCCGACCAGCUGGACAGCCCCCCCGGUGAGGCCCUGCUCCCCUACAGCACCCCCUGCCCCGCACCGCCCCUCCCACGCCCCGAGGUCUCCAUCGACUUGGACAUGUGGCACCCUGGGUUCUUCCUGGAGGAGGCCCAGGACCUGCCCGCAGUGCCCCCGCCCGCAUCCUGCACCCUCACCGUCAAGGACCUGCUGCUCUCGGGCAGCUCAGACACUCAGCCGCCGGCACCCGGAUCCCUGCUGAGGCCGAGCCAGGGGCCGUUCCAGGAGCUGGUGCUGACGGAGGAUGAGAAGAAGCUGCUGGCGAAGGAGGGGGUGUCGCUGCCCACCCAACUGCCCCUCACCAAGUACGAGGAGCGAGUGCUGAAGAAGAUCCGGCGGAAGAUCAGGAACAAGCAGUCGGCUCAGGAGAGCCGCAAGAAGAAGAAGGAGUACAUUGAUGGGCUGGAGAGCCGGAUGUCAGCAUGCACGGCCCAGAACCAGGAGCUGCAGAGGAAAGUCCUGCACCUGGAGAAGCAGAACUCGUCCCUCCUGGAGCAGCUGAAGAAGCUCCAGGCGCUGGUGGUUCAGUCGAGCAACAAAGCAGCGCAGACGGGAACCUGCAUCGCGGUCCUGCUGCUCUCCUUCGCACUCAUCGUCUUCCCAUCCAUCAGCCCCUUUGCCCCCAGCAAGGCCACCGCGGACGGCGACUUCAGACCCAUGCGAGUUUUCUCCAGGUCCCUGCACAAUGCGGCCGCCUCCCGCGUGGCUUACACACAGCCCCAAGUCGGGGAGGAGAAGGCCCUGGAGCCACUGUUGCCAGAACGUCUGGGUGAAGCCCCCGAGACCCUACACGAAGCCUUCGGUGGCCGCACGUUCACCCCACAUCCGGACAAAGUCUCCCUGCAUAACGGCACGCAGCCGCUCGCCUCGGAGGGGCUGAGCCGCGGGGAUGGGAACCGAGCCGACCCCAUGGCUGAGGAUGACGCCGUGCCGCCCCACGGCCUGGCGUCGCUGGCUUGGACCGAGGCUGCCCACAGCAGGCCCGCAGGGCUGGAGCCGGCCGAGGAGCUGUGAGGACCACGGGGGACACCAUGGGGUGGCUCAGCACCUCAUCCCCUAUGGGACAAGCCCUCGGCGUGGCCCCUCUAGGAUCCAGGCCAUCUCAGCGUCUGCAGGUGGAUGCUGGACUCGCUUGGCUUUGCUUCUAUCUCAACUGGGAAGAUGACACCGGUUCCCACUAGUCUUACUGGGAGGGAAGGGGCUGCUCCUGCCCACUGGGUGCAGCAGGAGCUGCGGAAGGGAGACAGCGUCGCUCAGGAUGGAGACGAGGGCCCCUGGGCUGGCUGGGCAGCGAUGCUGCAAUGGGUUGGGUUUGUUCUGUUUGGGGUUAUUUUUUAAGCUUUAUUUUAAUCUCUAAAUAAAGGUAU